AUGAAGGACAAGGAGAGCUAUGACGUUAUAAUUAUUGGAGCAGGCUGGUACGGGCUUAUUGCGGCCACGACCUAUCUUCGACUCGCCCCAGACACAAACAUGCUCAUCGUUGAUAAUGGCAAGUCAAUUGGUGGUGUAUGGAGCAAAGAAAGGAUAUACCCCAAUCUCUUUGCCCAAGUAGGUCAUGGCCUAUUUGAGUACUCCUUCUACCCUAUGAAGAAAGAAGGCCUCACGCCAGAUCGCUAUAUCUCGGGCAAUACUAUUCACAACUAUCUUUAUUCUUUUGCCAAAGAUUAUGACUUGGUGCGUCGAACUCGUCUGGAAACAACCGUGACCAAUGUAGAGAAGAUGGUCAGUGGAAGUUGGCGGCUUGAUAUCCUCGGUGACAAGCCCCUAUGGGCCUCCAAACUCAUCGUUGCCACUGGAGUAUCUUCAGAACCGUAUAUUCCAACCUGGCCAAAAGAAGGCUUUUCGAAGCCUAUAAUCCACUCGGCUCAAACAGGAACAUCACUAGAUGAGCUUCACAGUCUGGCUGUUAAGCGAGUUGUGGUUCUUGGAGCUGCCAAAUCCGCGUACGACACUGUUUUUCUGCUACUCAAAGCAGGCAAGAAAGUUGACUGGAUAAUCCGAGACGAAGGCUCUGGACCUCUGGCAAUUAUGCCACCUCGAUUACUUGGUAUUUUCAACACUGUUGAUUUGAUGGGUACUCGAGCCCUUGCUGCAUUUAGUCCGGCGAUCUUGGGUACUAGAGGGGCCUGGUAUCAACUUCUUCAUCAGAAUAGUAUUGGGAGAUUCAUUACCAUGAAGUUUUGGAAUGUCUUGACUGCGGUGGCUGAGUACCAAGCUGGGUAUCACAAGAGCUCCAAUGCAGAGAAAUUACGGCCCAUACCAAAGGGAUACGGAAUAUUUUGGGCAAAUUCUGGUCUCGGUUUAGCUAGUGUUCCUGAUUUCUGGAAGACAUUCCAUGCUGGCGGUGCUACAGUCCACCGAACUGAAAUUGCAUCAUAUUCAGACGGAAACAAAGUUAACCUAAAAAACGGAACAUCGCUUGAAACCGACUUUGUAGUUCUGUGCACUGGAUGGACGGAUGCUCUCGGCCCAUUUAAACAGGAUCUGCGUGUUCAAUUUGGCCUACCAUCUGACCAGGACUUCAAUUCCAAGUGGCAGAAACUAGAUGAUCAAGCGGAGGAGACCGUCAAUAAGGCUCUUCCAAUUCUCACUAACCCGCCGGAUACUUUCGUGCCGUCUGCUUCCCAGAGACGACCGUGGAGAUUGUAUCGGAGGCUUAUUUCUCCUCGCAUGGCUGCACAGGGAGAUCGCUCGAUAUUCUUCCCGGGACAGAUACACUCGGUCUACACGCCACUCGUGGCUGAAAUUCAAGCUCUAUGGGGUGUUUCCUUCUUACUCAAUCAACUCGAAAUCCCUGACCAAAGAGAAAUGGAAGAGGAGGUUGCGGUGUGGAAUGCAUGGACUCGGAAGCGGUAUCUGGAACAAGGAAGGAAACAUGCAUACUCCAUCUACGACUACCUUGCUUAUGUCGACACACUAGCCCGCGAUCUUGGUAUCAACCCGAACCGUAAGUGUAAUCCAAUUGCUGAAAUGUUCUCGACAUAUGUGCCUAGCGACUACAAGGGACUUAUUGAUGAGUAUCUUCACACCCAAGAAAAGAAAAGGCUCAAGCUUUUCAAGACUGGUGUAAGAGCAAAUGGCCACACAAAUGGCCAUACGAAUGGACACGCCAAUGGAUACCACUAG
Messenger RNA from Talaromyces proteolyticus, 1755 nucleotides. Its product is annotated as putative monooxygenase. NCBI's taxonomy places the organism in Eukaryota, Fungi, Ascomycota, Eurotiomycetes, Eurotiales, Trichocomaceae. The record is from RefSeq and is a predicted model, not a curated record. The transcript has 4 exons. The coding region runs from base 1 to 1755 and encodes 584 amino acids.